AUGACCAGGACUUCGAAGGACAAAUUAUUUGAGUUAGAUCCAGAGAUUGAGAGGACUUUCAGGGCUUUGAGAAUUCAAGAGAAAGCUUCAGAAGGCUCUGAAAAUAUCUUAUCACAUUCAGAUAUUCCCAUGGCUGAUCAUAAUAGAACCAUGAAGGAACUUGCAGCUCCUGAUGAGGCUUUCAAGUAUUCGUGCAUCACUUAUCCAAAUUUAGCAGGAGAUUUUGAGUUGAGAUCAGGGCUGAUUCAUUUACUUCCUAAAUUUCAAGGGUUAUCUGGAGAAGAUCCAAAUAGACAUUUGAAUGAAUUCCAUGUGGUAUGUUCAACCAUGAAGCCACAGGGAAUUUCAAAAGAAGAUAUCAAGCUAAGGGCUUUUCCAUUUUCAUUGACUGGAGUAGCAAAGGAUUGGCUAUUUUAUUUGCCACCAAGAUAUAUUACCUCUUGGAUUGAUAUGAAGAAGGCUUUCUUGGAAAAGUACUUUCCAGCAUCAAGGACCGCUACUAUCAGGAAGAGUAUCUGUGGAAUUCAACAAGUGGUGGGAGAGACACUGUAUGAAUAUUGGGAGAGAUUCAAGAAGUUAUGUGCAAGUUGUCCUCAGCAUCAAAUUAGUGAGCAGUUACUAGUUCAGUACUUCUAUGAGGGAUUAUUGCCUAUGGACCGAAGUAUGAUAGAUGCGGCAGCUGGAGGGGCUUUGGUGAAUAAAACUCCAGAACAAGCUAGAGAGCUCAUUUCUAAUAUGGCAGAGAAUUCUCAACAAUUUGGAAGUAGGGCUUUGACUACAAGAGGAGUUGGAGAGGUGCAAAUGUUUUCUAGUGAACAAAAGGAGAUAAGGAAUUCAUUAUUGGAGUUGACAUCUUUGGUGAAGCAAUUGGCGUUGAAUAAUGUUAAUCAAACUUCCACUUUGCCGAGCACACAAUUUCCAUAUCAAUCAAGGGGAGUUUGUGGUAUUUGUUCUAGCCAAGAUCAUGAUUCGGAGUUAUGUCCUAAUCUUCAUCAAGACGAGUCUUUGGCAGCGUUUUCUAGGGCUCAAUUUUCUCAAAAGUAUGAUCCUUAUUCUUCUACUUAUAAUCCUGGUUGUAGAGAUCAUCCAAAUUUGAGGUAUAGCAAUUCAUUUCAUCAACAACCACCCUUGAAUCAAAAUUUCCAGCAGCAAUUCCAACCUUUUCAGAGACAAUUUCAGUCAUAUCAGCAAAUACCUAAUCAAAAUCAGCAACCUCAUUUUCAAAAUCAGCAAAAUCAGCAAAGUUUCCAGUAG
Molecule: messenger RNA, 1254 nt
Organism: Zingiber officinale
Lineage: Eukaryota; Viridiplantae; Streptophyta; Magnoliopsida; Zingiberales; Zingiberaceae
Exons: 1
Coding region: 1-1254 (417 amino acids)
Source: RefSeq, a predicted model, not a curated record